Molecule: messenger RNA, 2912 nt
Organism: Ictalurus furcatus (blue catfish)
Lineage: Eukaryota; Metazoa; Chordata; Actinopteri; Siluriformes; Ictaluridae
Gene: abt1
Product: activator of basal transcription 1
Exons: 4
Coding region: 110-1003 (297 amino acids)
Biological process (GO): endonucleolytic cleavage in 5'-ETS of tricistronic rRNA transcript (SSU-rRNA, 5.8S rRNA, LSU-rRNA); endonucleolytic cleavage to generate mature 5'-end of SSU-rRNA from (SSU-rRNA, 5.8S rRNA, LSU-rRNA); small-subunit processome assembly
Cellular component (GO): nucleolus
Molecular function (GO): RNA binding
Source: RefSeq, a predicted model, not a curated record
GAGACCUGAGAGCUGUGUCUCAUUCUUUAAUCCGGUAUAACUCUGUAAAUAGAGAAAUGCUCGCGGACAGGAUCACUGAAUAAUAGCGGAUAAAGGCUGUGUGGAAGUUAUGGCAAGCAAAGCAGAGGCUGAAAUGGAUCAAGACACAAACAGUGCAGCUAGUGAUGAGGACCUGAACAUGUCUGAGGAGGAGGAAGAAGAGGAGGAGGAUGGACUUGAACAAAAGGAAGUAGAUGAUGCUAACCAGGAGAAGGGUGAUGAGGAGAAGGAUGAUGGUGGUGGAGAACGUUUGGAUUAUGCCAGUGAAGGCGAGAAAACAAAGGACAAGAAGUGUGUCCCGGGUAUCGUGUACCUGGGCCACAUUCCACCAAGAGUAAGGCCCAAACACGUGCGCAACAUGCUGGCGGUGCACGGAGAAAUCGGACGGGUUUUCCUUCAGUCUGAAGACCACUCUAUCAAGAGAAAGAAGAGGAAAGCGGGCUGUAAAGGCUCGAGGUACGUGGAAGGCUGGGUGGAGUUCCGAGACAAGCGCGUGGCUAAGAGAGUGGCAGCGUCUCUUCACAACACGCCCAUGACAAACCGCAAGAGGAGCCACCUCAGCAGUGACUUGUGGUGCAUCAAAUACCUGCACAGGUUCCAGUGGUGCCACCUGAGCGAGCGUCUGGCCUACGAGCAGACGGUGUACCAUCAGCGCAUGAGGACGGAGAUCUCGCAGGCCAAGCGUGAGACCAACUUCUACCUGGCCAGCGUGGAGAAGAGCCAGACCCUGGACAGGCUGAGGAAGAAGAGGGCGAAGAAGGGCGAGGUGGUGGAGGAGAAGGGCUGGGACUUCACACAACGGCGCACAGAGGAGGAGAUGAGGCUGGAGCGCAUGAAGAAGCGCGGCCUGUCCAAGAAGAACCUCCAGAAAGCUCAGGAGAAGAGCAGAGCCAUCCAGGAGAAAGCGCAGUCCAACGUAUCCCUGCUGGCUAAGAUCUUCAGCAGAGGGGCUUCACAUGACUGAGGCGCGUGUUCGUGCGUGCGUGCGUGUGUGUGUGCGUGUGUGAUUAAAGUCAUAAUUGUACACAGAGAUCAGACAGAGUGUACAUAUGUUCGUUGUGAAGGCAGUGAACCUCAUAAGAGCUUUCGAAAGGCUUUUUGUUGCCACAAAAUCAUUCAGGAUGUUGCGAAUAAAGUAACAAGACGUUAAUGUCCGCCUCAAACUGGCAGUUUUGUGAUUGUUCUGAUUUUUUUUUUUCAUCCAUCAGACACUGGAUAAUCCUUUUUUAAAUGUCUGAUGAUAUAUUUUUAACGGAAGCAGCAUCUUUCUCAAAAUAUUUUCUUUAUAUGAACAUGUUGUCAUUUCGCGUCACCAGAAUUAUUCUUCAAUUGUUUAUGAGGAUUAAAGUAGUUGAUAGAAUUAUCAAAGAAAUGCAGUUUCACCAGAUUACACUGUAUAUUUCAUGUUUAUGUGUAAACGCAGUGUUCAUGUUUAUCAGAUUGAGGCUUUUAGCCAACAGAGAAAUGGUAUAAAGGGUCCUAACAUAAAUUGUGAAACAUAUUUGCAGGUAGAUGUUUUGGGGGUUUUUUUUGAUCAAGUGAUUUCACACAUAUAAACAAAAGAAUAUUGCAAGACCAACAACAAUGUGUAAUUUAUUUGUAUAGUGUUUUUUUAUUUUUUAUUUUUUAUUUUUAGACAAUAUCACACAUUAACUACAGAAAUCUAGACGUUGGUUGAGAUCCCUAAUGAGCCGGCAUGAGGAAGAAACCUGGAGAGGAGCCAGAUUCAAAAAGAAACCCGUCCUCUCUAGGAGACACCAGAGAGCAUUGAUAUAAGUUAUUACUCUUCUACGGCUGCGUAUUAUCAAGCCAAACAGUGCUUAGUGCUAAGUGUGUAGAAGGCAUGUUCAACGAGUAUCCCGUAUCCCAGGAUAAGUACAGGACAGUGUUUAUGAUUGCAGCAGUAAGUAUUAAGGUCUUAAGUACAAAUUUAAAGUGUCCAGGUGAGACCUCAUCAGCAAUCGAUAUAUUUUUCACCUUAACAUUUUACCCAUAUUUAACAAGGGUGCCAAUAAUUCUGGAGCGGCGUGUAGGAAAGUUUGGAUGUUAAUUGUGGGGAAGGGUGUGAAUCUGCCAUUUAAUAACAUUUCUAAAUAAUACUACACUAAUGAUCAAUAAAAAAUGUGGCUGUAUGAUAAUGGACUAUCUUACACCAAGACAAGUAUGAAUUCAUUCGCCUGACUUUUCCCUCAACACACACCUAUAAUCAGCUCAGUUGAGACCAGUACACUGAUUUAAGUUCAUGUUUAUAUUCCCUACCCUGGAAAGGUAAUUGAUUGUAGACCAUUGUGAUUGUUGUUGUUGUUGUUGUUGUUGUUGUUGGAAAUAACUUAUUCUUUUUAUCCCAAGAAGACUGACUUCUCCAGUCCGUCCUCCAGUUUGGUGUACUCCAGGUGGGCGGGAUAGUAUCUGCUCUCAUAGCGAGGGCUAUUCCUCACAUACUCCAGGUAUUCCGGCGCUCCAGGACAAAUCACGUUGUCCGCCAGCAGCACAGAGCCCUUCCUUAGCAAACCGCACUCCUGCGAAGAUGCAAAAAAAAAAGAACCUGUUUCUAUAGUGACUGCUAACACAGGAACAGAUUUAGAAAAUUUCUGUCAGAUGUUCAUUUAGUAUUUUUGGAGUCUCGGGUAGAUGUGAAGCUAUAACUUUACAUUUUCCAACACUGGAAAGUCUUCAUGACGGAGGAGUUUGCAGUUUCUUAAUAACACAAGAAGCGAUAUUUUUUGUCUUAUUAAUGUCAGGAGAGAGGAAAAAGAGAAUGAUGAGGGAAAGUCUUUUCAUACCUGCUAUAAUGCAAGAUACGUAUAACAGGAACUAACUUGUUUCAUGGACAUUCCACAAUAUUAAAUGUGACAAUAAACAGAUAAAGAGCA